AUGCCUUACUACGGAGUCGCCUUCCCCAACUGUCCUUACCCCCAGUUCUCGCUGGCCCGCGAUAAGUACCCCGGGUUGGCGGACUUGAGCGAUAACCAAAUCGCCUACCUCGAAGUCGCCGGCACUCCCCAAGGGGACAGCCCCGCAACCAGCGUGUUGGUUUUGGGUAACGGCCUCUGUGUCUACCCCACCUUUGCCAACAAAACCAACCACAACUUACCUUUCGACGACUACGCUCGCGGCCUUGAUAUCCCCUACCUCGACCUGGUAGAUUUUACUAGAGUAGUGUCGUUGCUGAAGCACGCUAAACCUGAAGCCAGAGCCCACCUUCAAAACCGCACCAGUGCGGUGUCGUCCCCCCUGAUGGUAGAGCUGAUGUAUCUGGCGACCGACCGUCGUAUUGACAUCGCCAACUGGCUCUCCACUCAGUCCUAA
This is a messenger RNA of Diutina rugosa, 435 nucleotides long. RefSeq lists its product as uncharacterized. Bases 1 to 435 code for a protein of 144 amino acids. Lineage: Eukaryota; Fungi; Ascomycota; Pichiomycetes; Serinales; Debaryomycetaceae. The transcript has a single exon. The record is from RefSeq and is a predicted model, not a curated record.